Messenger RNA from Haliotis rufescens (red abalone), 1978 nucleotides. RefSeq names its product transcriptional regulator ERG homolog. Gene Ontology annotation, molecular function: DNA-binding transcription factor activity, RNA polymerase II-specific; sequence-specific DNA binding. The record is from RefSeq and is a predicted model, not a curated record. NCBI's taxonomy places the organism in Eukaryota, Metazoa, Mollusca, Gastropoda, Lepetellida, Haliotidae. The transcript has 4 exons. Gene Ontology annotation, biological process: cell differentiation; regulation of transcription by RNA polymerase II. Gene Ontology annotation, cellular component: nucleus. The coding region runs from base 247 to 984 and encodes 245 amino acids.
AACGCGUUACGGAACUGAUUUAAAAUCCCGGCUUCAAAGUUUCCUCCCAAUUUCCAACAAGAUUUUCUUGUAACCGGUUCUAAGGAGCGCAGACAGUUCCGUUGGGAAAUUGCACUUCGCACUUUUCGGAAGCGGGGUUGGAGAGAGAAUAAUUAGAUACAUAAGAACAAUCACGAAGCCUACUACAACCGAGCCGGGUGUAGUGCUAGUGUGAUUGUGGGUUGGUCUGGCUCAGGGCUUCAGACCAUGCAAGGAUUGAAGCAACAGGAGUACUACCGGGCUUGCACCUUCUCCAGUCUGCCGGCCAUGAUGUUUCCUGAUCCAUCAUACGGGAAGACAGCUUGGACUCCUCAACCAAGUCCACAGAACCAGACGCCAUGUUAUCCUCACAACUCCCUGUCUUCGAUUGCAAAGUCGCCAUUAGACUCCAAUCACUCGCCUUGGAGACCACAAGGCAGCGGUCAGAUCCAGCUGUGGCAGUUCCUGUUGGAGUUGUUGUCGGACAGCCAGAACGCCGCCUGCAUCACGUGGGAGGGGACAAACGGGGAGUUCAAACUCGUGGACCCGGAUGAAGUCGCCAGACGCUGGGGGGAGAGGAAAAGCAAGCCCAACAUGAACUACGACAAACUGAGCCGUGCACUGCGGUACUACUACGACAAGAACAUCAUGACGAAGGUUCACGGCAAGAGAUACGCCUACAAGUUUGACUUUGCCGGUUUGGCUCAGGCCAUGCAGCCUGCCAGUGCGGACCCUACCUCCUACAAGUACCAACAGGACUUCUUUAUGUCAUCUUAUCACAACCCUAAAUUAAACUUCAUGAACGCGCAUGCGCCGAUGCCUAAUUCUUCGUCCAGUUUCUUUGCCUCUCCGUCAAGUUACUGGUCUUCCGGAGCCGGCGCCAACUUGUAUCACAAUAUCCCAAACCACGCCAUGUCCCACCAUCCGUCACACAUGCCGUCGCACUUAGGGACAUACUAUUCAUGAUCGGCCCCAGUAAAUUAACGUCAUCCCUUAAUUAAAAUGUUGGAACGCGAGUGUCGGGUCGUUUUCCCAAGAGCCAAGCCGUCCAGCACUGGAGUAAGACGAAUCUAGACUUUCAGGGAGCUAAAUCGACCCGUGCUUAUCGGUAAAACAAAUUGAAUCAUCGGGGUCGUGGUAAUUAAUGGAAGGAAAUGUUAGAGAGGGUGCGACAGAUUAAACUCCCCUCAAUCGAUACCUGAUUUUCGGGCCUCUUCUUUUAAAGAGUUCCCGAACUGAUAUGUAUCAGCAACAGCGGAAGACGCAGACAAGAAAAAUAUUCUGCAAUUAAUUUUGUUCUCCCCUGAUAUACUUCAAGUCAGAGUCGCUAUCUCGACGGCUGGAAAAUUGGAUUUCCUAUCCGGCUAGUGACGCGACGUGUAGAAACAUGGCAUCCUCAGCAUUAUCGCUUUCUUAAGUGCCUUGCAGCCCAUCUUUGUGGGGAUAGUCCAUUUGUGGAGAAAUAAAUAUCCUCGAUGGAGGAAGAUUGAUUGCAGUUGGAGGCAGAGGAGUGAGUCUCAAGAUGACAUCAAUGCUGCUGGUUGCACACAGGAAAGGGGCCAUUCAUCUCUGCUCACCCAGGCACCUUACAGCGACCUAGGCCAUGGGGGACACCAACAAACUUGGACAAACAAAUUAGGCCAGUUUUUUUGCAGUGAGUGAUGAUAUCGGGUUAAGGUGUGACGGUUCCUGGAAUAUUGUCUGUGGGCAUAUCUCCGGCAGCAUCUUCUCCGAUCCCACAAGUUGAAUUGUGGACCUGUGACUGAUAUUAUGGUACAUUAUAACACCUGGUGUCAUGUGCUACUUGACGUUGUGUCGGACGCUGUAGUCCGAACAUGACCGUUGUUAUUGAACUCGUGCUAUGUGACGUAUUUAUUGAUCUUGUGAUGUCUCGGGGGUUGUUAAUGCUACCUCUGAAUGCUUGUACAUAACAGAAAAUAAAAACUGUACAUAUAUUGAA